Molecule: messenger RNA, 1721 nt
Organism: Bactrocera neohumeralis
Lineage: Eukaryota; Metazoa; Arthropoda; Insecta; Diptera; Tephritidae
Gene: Rlb1
Product: serum response factor-binding protein 1
Exons: 3
Coding region: 87-1688 (533 amino acids)
Source: RefSeq, a predicted model, not a curated record
UCGGAUCGUAUACGAUACUAUUCAUCGACUGGCAACAACAAUAUUUAAAAAGCAUGCAAAUGUAUAAAUGAUUAGGAGUCUUUAAAAUGGUAAAUAAAUUGGAAUUCAAUAACUUGGUUGUCACCAACAAGAAGAAAAUUCAACUUAUAAAGUCGAAGACCAUUCAGAAAUUGGUCCAAAAAAUUAAGAAGCUUAAAUAUUUAUUAGAUAAAAAUCCUAAACAUGAUAAAAAUAAGGAACGUUUCCGUAAAGCUGUCCUAUGCCUAGAAGAAAUGAAGAAAUUAAAAUGCAUCGUUUUGAUGAAACGCGUUUUAAUUCUGGAAAAAUCUCCGUCAGCUAUUUUAACAAAUGGUUUAUCCUCAGCGGAGGAAAUGGCAGUGGCUAUGAUCGGAGACAAUAAAUUGAUGCAAGAGCUUGCAGAAGAUUUUAAAGAAAAAUUAGGAAUUUCAAAGGAAAAUAAAAUCUGGAAGAAGGAGUUAAUGCAAGCGAGUAAAAAACAAAUUAAGAUAAUAAAAACGGAAAAGAAACGAAAAAGUCGUAAAGCUUUAAAAGAACAAAAAGCCAUGGCACGUAAACGUACUGAGUGGUUGAAUAAUCAAAAUCGUGGACAGGAUAUACUAAACCUUAAUGAGCAAAAGAAUGAAGUAGUAAUAAAAGAAAAUGAUGAGGGUGCUAAUGUAUCUACACUAGGUUACUGGAAAAUAGAGGAAAUAGACAAUAAACAUCCUCCUAUUAAAAAUAAAAAGGCAAUAGUAAAAGAGCAUAAAGAAGUGUCUGAAAAACAACAAACUACUAAAAACUGUAAAACAUCUCUGACGACUAAUGUUAAUCCUUCUAAAAAUGAGAAUCAACAUUGGCCUAAGUCAGAGGAAAUUAAAAAAAGUUCAAUAGAGGGCAAUUCGAACGAAUCGUCAGUGAGUUUAAAUUCUCCCUCUUACUACAAUUUAAGCGGUAGCAAUGCUAUGGAAAAAAAUAAGGAAGAAAUUGUGACACACGUUAUCGAUCCAUUUUUUAUCACCGAUAGUGGUGAAAAUUACCGUUCCUCUGCUGUUGUUGUUCGUAAUGGUACAGUGUUUGAUCCACAAAUCUCUAAAAAACCCCUGGAAAAUACAGAAAAAUGGUCUAGAGAAACAUACGAAAACCAUCUAAAAUCUUACGAUCAUUUUAGACCAAAUAAUGCGAGACAAAGAAUUUCAGAAAAAUCUAUUCGGAAAACCUGUGAGGAAUACAAAACGGAAGGCCUGCAUCCUUCUUGGGCAGCGAAACAGAAGCUAAAAAGCGUAAUAAGUGCCUUUCAAGGCAAGAAAAUUAGAUUUGAAGAUGAUGAUGAUCAGGUCGAUGAGGGAGUCACCAAUAGUAAUUCCAAAGUAGUGAAUAUAGAAAGUCAGAAUAAAAAACAUUUAUCAGCAAACAGAAGAAAAAAUAAGCAUACGGAGGAAGCUGUACAUCCGUCUUGGGCGGCAAAGCAAAAAUUUAGUACGGCUAUAACAGUUUUUAAAGGGAAAAAAUUUAGGUUUGGAGAUGACGGAGUGCUGCAACCUAGUUCUGAUCACAUUAACGCACCAUCACAACAUGACAGUCUAAAUACUUUGAAGGGACUUCAUCCUUCUUGGUUAGCAAAACAAAAGCAAAAAUCAAGAAUAAUAUCUUUUCAGGGUAAAAAAACCACUUUUCAAGAUGAUGAAUAAACUUUAUGUUUUGAUGCAAUAUGCAGUUAUAAA